This is a messenger RNA of Paramecium primaurelia, 401 nucleotides long. The record is from the annotation of a GenBank genome assembly. NCBI's taxonomy places the organism in Eukaryota, Ciliophora, Oligohymenophorea, Peniculida, Parameciidae.
AAUGAUUUCAAAUAAUUCCUAUCAAUAUAAGUGUUUCAAUAUGGUGUUAAAAAGAAAGAUGAAUUAUGUUAGAAAGUUGUGGAUUUAUUUUUAACUAGUUAUGGAACCAAUAAUUGAGGAUCUUGUUUGUAAUACAAUGCCUUAUGGAGGUAUUUAUUUGUUUGGUUAUAUAUCUAUUGAUGUUGCUAAUUACAUAAUUAAUAAUAUAUAAGUUAAUUUUUUAGUAUUAUUUAUAAAAAUUUUCAUUUUAGUAAGACUACAUAAAAUAUAGAUUUCAUUUAAUUGAAAUAUUCAAUCAGAUACCUAUAUAUGUAAUAAAAUAGGCUUCUUUGGGAUUAGAAGGUGUUUAUCAGGCAAUAUAUAGAUAAUUAGAGUAUAAUGAUUACUUAAAAGAAAUUUGA